Hylaeus anthracinus is the source of this 612-nucleotide messenger RNA. It is a transcript of the gene RpS23, whose product is annotated as 40S ribosomal protein S23. Bases 131 to 562 code for a protein of 143 amino acids. Gene Ontology annotation, cellular component: ribosome; cytosolic small ribosomal subunit. NCBI's taxonomy places the organism in Eukaryota, Metazoa, Arthropoda, Insecta, Hymenoptera, Colletidae. Gene Ontology annotation, molecular function: structural constituent of ribosome. The record is from RefSeq and is a predicted model, not a curated record. The transcript has 3 exons. Gene Ontology annotation, biological process: translation.
AACACCAUGUAUUUUUGUACCGUUUCGAACUUGGCGUGUCCAUAAUUCAAAUAUGGCGGGAACACUACUACAUUUGAACAUCCGUUGAUGGAGAUCAGGCCUCUUCCGGUCGCAUAGCACACCGAGCAAAAUGGGUAAGCCUCGUGGUCUUCGUACGGCACGUAAACACGUGAACCACAGACGUGAUCAACGCUGGAACGACAAAGAUUACAAGAAAGCUCACUUGGGAACGAGAUGGAAGGCUAAUCCAUUCGGUGGUGCUUCUCAUGCCAAGGGUAUCGUCUUGGAAAAAGUAGGUGUAGAAGCUAAGCAGCCCAACUCUGCUAUUCGAAAGUGCGUCAGAGUACAACUUAUCAAGAACGGCAAAAAGAUUACAGCCUUCGUACCCAGAGAUGGUUGUUUAAAUAACAUCGAAGAGAACGACGAAGUUCUAGUCGCAGGAUUCGGUCGUAAGGGUCACGCUGUUGGUGACAUUCCAGGAGUAAGAUUCAAAGUGGUGAAAGUUGCCAAUGUUUCCUUACUUGCGCUUUACAAAGAGAAGAAAGAGCGUCCCAGAUCGUAAGAUCGUUGUAAUGUAUUUCUAAUUGCACAUAUAAAAGAUUUGUAAAGAAA